UGCUUUCCUUGCCUGGAGAGACUAGAAACCGCCAAGCGUUCGUCUCCGUCCGUUGGACGUCCUGCUACGCUUUUUCUCAGCUCACCCUCUCACCUUCCCAUCGUAUCUCCAUCUCAGGAAAGGAAACCCUCGUCCCCAGACCUCCCACCGUCCCGCAAACUCUCUUCUUCGGCUCUCUCUUUCUCUCUCUCUUGCCUGAAAACAAGUAGAAAUGGAAGUCCAAGAAAGGAAGGUAGCAAAGAAGCCAUCCAAAUCCAAAUCCAAAUCCAAAUCAUCGAAGCACCAUCCUUCGUCCUCCUCCGAACCCCUCGAAACCAAAAACAAUUCCAAACCCAACCCAGAUCCAACAUCCCCGAAUCCAAACGGAGGCCCUCCACCCGCCCCGGCUGCCCGCAAAGACCCUAACCCUAACCCUAACCCGAACCCCAAAUCCUCCAAACCCCCCAAACCCACCCCCUCAUCCCCGAUCCUCCCCAAAUCCUCGAAGCCCCCCAAACCCGACGCAGUGAUGCCCGACGACCCCUCCUCCGACCCCGCCUCUCCCUCCCGCAAGAGCGACCGCAAACGCAAGGCCCGCGACUUCUCCGAUGAAGAGCCCUCUGGCAAGAGCUCCCAGGCUGGCCAGCGCCGGCUUGCCGACGACAACGCCGUCGCCCUCCUCCGCGCCGCCAUCGACUUCCGCUCCGGCACCGGCUCCAUCCCACUCCCCGCCAACAUGGGCAUCUUCUACGAGUUCGUCAAGGCCUCCCUCCCUACUCCCCUCAGUAAGGACCAGGUCUACAACAAGCUCCGCCACCUCCGCCGUAAGUUCCAGAAGUCCGGUCCCCCAGGCUCCGGCCCCAACGACGGCCUCGUCCACGGUCUAAGCACCGAAAUCUGGGGCCCUGUCGACAAGAAAGAUGAUAACAAGGAGGAAAAGAAGGUCAAAGAGGGUACUUCAGUGGCGGUCAUCAAGAAUGGGGAUGCGGCAAAGGUAGCCGCUGAGGAGGAGGAGGUGCAGCAGCAGCAGGGCGAUGGGGAGGAGCGGGGAGUUCAUGGGCUUGAUUCCUUGCCGUACGUGAGCAGUGCAGCGGCGGAGCACUGGAAGGAGAACGGUCUCUGGGGUGUGUCGUGGGAGGCAGGCUUGAAGCGGAUGGAUCCCUCCAAGGCGAGAGUUUUGGAGGAGAAGUGGAGGAGGCAGCUGGGCGACGAGAUGAAGCUCCAAAUGGAUUGGUCCAAGACAAACAGGGAGCUUCUAGCGUUGCUGAAUGAUGCAUACAAGGGUAUGAGUGCGUAGGUUGCCUUAAUUCUCCAAAAGAAGGGAACAUGGGCCUUUUUUUUUAGAUGAAUGAAUUGUAGUAGGUUUGUUACAAAUAUCGCAUUUUGGAGGUUUAGUUGGAAUUUUGUAUGAGUGGAUUAGAUAGUGCUAAUAUGGUUAACUAGGAUGGGUAGGUCUUGUUUACCCCUAUGUUAUUUUGUAGAUGCUGUUGUUGUUAUUAUUAUGUAAUUGAGCUCCUGAAAAAUCCUCUCUCAUGGCUUGAAUUCUCUAGUUUAAUUGGCUUUGUGGUGUCAUACUUAGUUCUGUCUUUUCUAUUCAAGGUAAUGCCUUUUUAUAUCUUGAAUACUAUUGAUAUAUAUCUCAUAACUCAUCCAAUGUGAAAUAUUCUUGCUGAGAGUA
Elaeis guineensis (African oil palm) is the source of this 1657-nucleotide messenger RNA. The record is from RefSeq and is a predicted model, not a curated record. Lineage: Eukaryota; Viridiplantae; Streptophyta; Magnoliopsida; Arecales; Arecaceae.